AUGACAGAUCAAAACUGGAAAGAAUCAUUAAAUAUUCCGCAAAAGGAUACUAGACCACAAACAGAAGAUGUGUUAAAUACGAAGGGGAAGACAUUUGAGGACUUUCCGUUAAAGAGAGAAUUAUUGAUGGGUAUUUUCGAGGCGGGAUUUGAAAAACCAUCGCCAGUGCAAGAAGAAUCGAUCCCAAUGGCACUUGCAGGUAGAGAUAUAUUGGCCAGGGCAAAGAACGGGACGGGUAAGACUGCUUCGUUUGUUAUUCCAUGCUUGCAACAAGUUAGACCGAAAGUAAAUAAGAUCCAGGCAUUGAUUUUAGUCCCAACUAGAGAAUUGGCGUUACAAACAUCACAAGUUGUUAGAACCUUGGGAAAACAUUUGGGUCUUCAAUGUAUGGUCACCACUGGUGGGACUUCUUUAAGAGAUGAUAUUUUGAGAUUGAACGAUCCAGUUCACGUUUUGGUCGGUACGCCAGGUAGAGUUUUAGAUUUGGCUUCCAGAAAGGUGGCAGACUUAUCAGAAUGCCCAUUAUUCGUUAUGGAUGAAGCGGACAAGAUGUUGUCCAGAGAGUUUAAGGGUAUUAUCGAGCAGAUUUUAGCCUUCUUUCCUGCCACCAGACAAUCAUUGUUGUUCUCUGCAACUUUCCCAUUAGCAGUCAAAUCCUUUAUGGAUCAGCAUUUGACCAAACCAUACGAAAUUAAUUUAAUGGAUGAAUUAACCUUGAGAGGUAUUUCACAAUUCUACGCUUUCGUUGAAGAAAAGCAAAAAUUACACUGUUUGAAUACUUUAUUCAGUAAAUUACAAAUUAAUCAAGCAAUCAUCUUUUGUAACUCCACAAACCGUGUUGAGCUUUUAGCCAAAAAAAUUACUGAAUUAGGUUACUCCUGUUACUACUCUCACGCGAAGAUGCCUCAACAUGCUAGAAAUAAAGUAUUCCACGAAUUUAGACAAGGCAAAGUGCGUGUUUUGGUUUGUUCCGAUUUAUUAACCAGAGGUAUAGAUAUCCAGGCAGUUAACGUUGUCAUCAAUUUUGAUUUCCCAAAGACAGCUGAAACCUACUUACAUAGAAUUGGUCGUUCUGGUAGAUUUGGUCAUUUAGGUUUGGCUAUUAACUUGAUGAGUUGGAAUGACCGUUAUAAUUUGUACAAAAUUGAACAAGAAUUGGGUACAGAAAUUAAACCAAUUCCAGCUACCAUUGAUAAGUCCUUGUACGUUGCUGAAAACGAAGCAGCGGUUCCAAGACCUUUCAAAAUUGAUCAAUUACCAAAGGGAAACGAGACCGUUCAUAAAAAGAGUGGUUAUGAAUACAAGGGCCAACCUGAGGUAAACCCUAAUGCCGGUGGAUUGUCUCAACAGGCACCAAAUGGUCCAAUCCCUCCUCAACAAGUUCAUCCAAGUCAAGGUCAGAUGCCACCGCAACAAUACCCUGGCUAUCCUCCUCAAUUUCAACAACAAAUCCCUCCUCAAUUCAACGGAUAUCCACCUCAACCACAGUAUGCUAACCCACAAUACCAACAACCACAACCCCAAUCUCAACCACAACAAUUCCAAUAA
Molecule: messenger RNA, 1548 nt
Organism: Debaryomyces fabryi
Lineage: Eukaryota; Fungi; Ascomycota; Pichiomycetes; Serinales; Debaryomycetaceae
Gene: DHH1
Product: DExD/H-box ATP-dependent RNA helicase
Exons: 2
Coding region: 1-1548 (515 amino acids)
Biological process (GO): cytoplasmic stress granule assembly; P-body assembly
Cellular component (GO): P-body; cytoplasmic stress granule
Molecular function (GO): ATP binding; RNA helicase activity; mRNA binding
Source: RefSeq, a predicted model, not a curated record